This is a messenger RNA of Phalacrocorax carbo (great cormorant), 1148 nucleotides long. NCBI's taxonomy places the organism in Eukaryota, Metazoa, Chordata, Aves, Suliformes, Phalacrocoracidae. The record is from RefSeq and is a predicted model, not a curated record.
UUGAGACGACUUUGCAACAAGGGGCUAGGUACGGGACACCUUGGGAACCCACAGAGAAGGGCUGGGCCAUGGCAAAGGUCCUGCUCCAGCCUCCGUGGCUCCGGACAGCCAAAGGAGCGCCCCGCUGCCACUGGCGUCAGGGCAGAGCGUGACAAUGGCCAGGCGAGAGCAGCAAAGGGCCUUUGCCAUCAGGACGGGCCAAGCUCUGCUCUCAGACACUUCCCCAAACGCACUCGAAAUUAUCUUAAUAUCAGUGUUGCUGCAGAACGGGGUGAAGGAUUUCCGUUGGAAAGCAAGAGCUCAGGCACUUCCUCCAGCAGCGUCACUGCGAUGCGGGAGGGCUCGCGAGGCAGACACUUUUGAACGGGACACGCUGGGCAGCCCCCAGCAAUGCCCCUUCCCUGGGCUUGACGAUGGCCGUGGAGCUGAGAGUCCUCCUCCUGCUGCCGCUCUGGGUCCCAGGUCUCCAUGCCCAAACAACCGAUGCUGUGGAGAGAUUAUCAGAAGGAAGCACUCUCUAUAUCCACUGUCCUUACACAGCACAGAGAAACUACCAGCACCCAAAAGCCUGGUGCCGCCUGAGAGGUGACAAAUGGGAGCCCUUAGUGGAGACGACCGUAUCAAGCCAAUACCCGUCUGUGACCCGGGCCACAAAUGGGAAAGUUACAAUAGAGGACUAUCCCCUGAAUCACACCGUAUCCAUCACCAUGGUCAACCUCCAGGCAGAGGACUCAGGCAUAUACUCCUGUGCUUACCCUCACUACCCCGACCUAUAUUAUCUUCUAAAAACAAUCUCUCUGAUUGUUUUCAAGGAGUUGCACCGGUACGAGUUGGACAGUCUCUCUGUGCAGUGCCCGUACAGCACCCACGGCUACGGCACAGAUACAAAAACCUGGUGUCGAACACAAGGUCGCACUGAGUGUAACGUCGUGGCGAGGACAGGUUACCCUUCAGCACGUCGGAACAAUAAAGACCUGGAAGGCAGAACAUUGGUCUGGGAUCGCACCAGGCAGAGGACUGUCACCAUCACCAUGCAGAAGCUGCAGGCCCACGACACCGGCCUGUACUGGUGUGCACUCUCCAGAGGUGGUCCCCUCACCCCUAUAAUGGGGGUCAAGCUCUCGGUGUCCAAGAAGCCUACAGGCUGA